CACUGACUCAUUAACAUUGUAUGUAUAAAAGUCAAAGCUUUACUUAACAGCAGCUUAGUUAUAACAGAGCGCGCAACACUAACAGAACAACGGUUUGUUUGCUAGCACAACCACAGCAACAACAACCACAACCACAACAACUACAGCCGCAAGCACAAUUGCAGAGGAUUCCAUUGCAGAGAGCAGCGACAACACACAGAUUGUAAUGGCCGAACUGAUUGAAGAUAUGCAGCAGAAGGAGCAAGAGGAGCACGAGGAGCAACAUGAGCAGCUGGCCACAGCUCAAGAUGCUGACGUCGACACAAUGGCGCAUAAUGAGGAAGCGGAAACGCCGCUGCCUGACAGUGACGGCGACAGCGACAGCGACAAUAAUGCGGCGCCGGAGUCCUUGGCGGCCAUUGAAAACUUUGACUCGGAGUUUGACGAUGUCGCCGCGCCGCAAUUCGAGCAGCUGCAGUUGCAUGGAGAACGGGAGCGCGAACGUGAGGAACUGGAGUCCUCAGAUGAUGAGGAAAGCAAUCAUGAGGCGGCCAUUGAAAUGAGCGACACCUUUAAUGAUGAAUGGGCCUCGUUGGACAUUGCAGAUCCUGGCAAUGAUUUGAAUAAUCACAUUGACAUCGAGGUGGAGAAGUUUGUGCCCGUGGAUCUAUCCAAUGAUAUUGCUGUCAACGAUAUUGCCGCCGCGAAUCCCGACUAUCCAUAUAACCCAGAUGCAGAGCUGAUUGAUGUUGAGGGUGCAGCUGCAGCACACGUGAUGCCAAAGUUUGAGAAGCUAUCUCUGGCGCCGUUGCCCAAAUGAGAAAGGAAUUUGGGGAUAUAAUCUUAAGUGUUUUAGCUGUUAAGAACAAAAUAAAAAACUACACUCAUUAUCA
Messenger RNA from Drosophila albomicans, 872 nucleotides. RefSeq lists its product as uncharacterized. The transcript has 2 exons. The record is from RefSeq and is a predicted model, not a curated record. The coding region runs from base 206 to 799 and encodes 197 amino acids. NCBI's taxonomy places the organism in Eukaryota, Metazoa, Arthropoda, Insecta, Diptera, Drosophilidae.